Molecule: messenger RNA, 3754 nt
Organism: Peromyscus leucopus (white-footed mouse)
Lineage: Eukaryota; Metazoa; Chordata; Mammalia; Rodentia; Cricetidae
Gene: Flt3
Product: fms related receptor tyrosine kinase 3
Exons: 24
Coding region: 428-3418 (996 amino acids)
Biological process (GO): cytokine-mediated signaling pathway; multicellular organism development; positive regulation of kinase activity
Cellular component (GO): signaling receptor complex
Molecular function (GO): ATP binding; transmembrane receptor protein tyrosine kinase activity
Source: RefSeq, a predicted model, not a curated record
AGAGGGAGGUCUGUGGGUCACCGCUCUUCUCACGCUCUGGAAUCCAAAGCAGAGAGGUCUGGGGACUCCCAGGGACCGCAAUAUGGCCCCAACCACCUUGUCCGAGCAACUUCCCUAGAGAGACCACACCCAGUCUCCCCCGCUGCAAUCGGGGCGCCCCGGGCGCCAGGAGCGCAGGCUGCGGACCAGGGCGGGCACGUGGGCUCGGCCGCAGUGCUGCGCUAGGUCAGCCCUCCUGUCCGCCCUGGGGGCUCGCACUGCCCGGGCCUCUGGGGAGAGGUUCCUCCCCCUCUGCUCUGCACCAGUCCUAGGGAAUCUGCGGUCGGUGACGCGCAUCCUUCGGCGAGCCACCUGCAGCCCUGGGUGCGCCGCUGGGGCCGCAUCGCAGGCUGGGCCGGCGGCUUGGGUACCGCGCGCUCCGGAGGCCAUGCGGGUGUUGGCGCGGCGCGGCGGCCGACUGCCGCUGCUCGCUGUUUUGUCAGUGAUGAUGCUUGAGACCAUUACAGACCAAGAUCUGCCUGUGAUCAAGUGUGUUUUAAUCAGUCAUAAGAACAAUGGCUCAUCAGCUGGAAAGUCGUCGUCAUAUAUGAUGGUGCCAGACUCCCCGGAAGACCUUGGGUGCACACUGAGGAAUCGCAGUGCUGGGGUGGUGUACGAAGCCGCCACUGUGGAGGUGGCCGAGUCUGCGUCCAUCACACUGCAAGUACUGGUCACCACCCCAGGGGACAUUUCUUGCCUCUGGGUCUUUAAGCACAGCUCCCUGGGCUGCCAGCCACACUUUGAUUUACAAAACAGAGGAAUCGUUUCCAUGGCCAUUUUGAACGUGACAGAGAGCCAGGCUGGAGAAUACCUACUGUAUCUACAGAGUGAAGCCUCCAACUACACAGUACUGUUCACAGUGAGUAUACGAAAUACGCAGCUGUACGUGCUGAGAAGACCUUAUUUCAGGAAGAUGGAAAACCAGGAUGCACUGGUCUGCGAAUCGGAGAGUGUCCCAGAGCCCACUGUGGAAUGGGUGCUAUGCAGUUCCCACGGGGAGAGCUGUAAAGAAGAAAGUCCAGCUGUUGUCAGAAAGGAGGAAAAGGUACUUAACGAGCUAUUCGGAGCCGACAUCCGGUGCUGUGCGAGAAAUGAACUGGGCCGCGAAUGCACCAGGCUGUUCACCAUAGAUCUAAAUCAAACUCCUCAGACCACACUGCCCCAGCUAUUCCUGAAAGUGGGGGAACCUUUGUGGAUCAGGUGCAAGGCCAUCCAUGUGAACUAUGGAUUUGGGCUCAGCUGGGAGCUAGAAAACAAAGCCCUCGCGGAGGGCAGCUACUUUGAAAUGAGCACCUACUCUGCAAACAGAACCAUGAUCCGGAUUGUGCUGGCUUUCGUGUCCUCUGUGGGAAGAAACGACACCGGACAUUAUACCUGCUCUUCCUCAAAGCAUCCCAGCCAGUCAGCGCUGGUGACCAUCCUAGAAAAAGGAUUCAUAAAUGCUACCAGCUCACGAGAGGAGUAUGAAAUUGACCCAUAUGAAAAGUUCUGCUUUUCAGUCAGGUUUACAGCCUACCCACGGAUCCGAUGUACGUGGAUCUUCUCUCAAACGUCAUUUCCUUGUGAACAAAGCGGUCUAGAGGAUGGAUACAGCAUAUCUAAAUUUUGCGAUCACAAGAACAAGCCAGGAGAGUACAUAUUUCAUGCAGAAAAUGAUGAUGCUCAGUUCACCAAAAUGUUCACGCUGAAUAUAAGAAAGAAGCCGCAGGUGCUAGCGAAGGCCACAGCCAGCCAGGCGUCCUGCUCCUCUGAUGGAUACCCGUUACCCUCUUGGACCUGGAAGAAGUGUUCCGACAAGUCUCUCAACUGCACUGAGGAAAUCCCAGAAGGAGUCUGGAAUAAAAAGGCUAACAGAAAAGUGUUUGGACAGUGGGUAUCGAGCAGUACCCUAAAUAUGAGUCAGGCUGGAAAAGGGUUUCUGGUCAAAUGCUGUGCGUACAAUUCCAUGGGCACGUCUUGUGAGACCAUCCUUUUAAACUCACCAGGCCUCUUCCCUCUCAUCCAAGACAACAUCUCCUUCUACGCGACGAUUGGCCUCUGCCUCCCCUUCAUCGUCGUCUUAACUGUGCUGAUCUGUCACAAGUACAAAAAGCAACUUAGGUACGAAAGCCAGCUGCAGAUGGUCCAGGUGACCGGGCCCCUGGAUAACGAGUACUUCUACGUUGACUUCAGGGACUACGAGUAUGACCUCAAGUGGGAGUUUCCAAGAGAAAACUUAGAGUUUGGGAAAGUCCUGGGGUCCGGUGCUUUCGGGAGAGUGAUGAAUGCGACAGCCUAUGGGAUUAGUAAAACGGGAGUCUCGAUUCAGGUGGCAGUGAAAAUGCUGAAAGAAAAAGCGGACAGCUGUGAGAAGGAGGCGCUCAUGUCCGAGCUCAAAAUGAUGACUCAGCUGGGUCACCAUGACAACAUCGUGAAUCUGCUGGGGGCAUGCACGCUGUCAGGGCCAGUGUAUUUGAUUUUUGAGUACUGUUGCUAUGGCGACCUCCUCAACUACCUGAGAAGUAAAAGAGAAAAGUUUCACAGGACAUGGACGGAGAUCUUUAAGGAGCAUAAUUUCAGUUUUUACCCCGCUUUCCAGUCACAUUCAAAUUCCAGUAUGCCUGGUUCACGAGAAGUUCAGAUACACCCGGCCUUGGAUGUCUCAGGGUUCAACGGGAAUUCACUUCAUUCUGAAGAUGAGAUUGCAUAUGAAAACCAGAAGAGGCUGGAAGAAGAAGAAGAUUUGAAUGUGCUGACGUUUGAAGACCUUCUUUGCUUUGCGUACCAAGUGGCCAAAGGCAUGGAAUUCCUGGAGUUCAAGUCGUGUGUCCACAGAGACCUGGCGGCCAGGAACGUGCUGGUCACCCACGGGAAGGUGGUGAAGAUCUGUGACUUUGGACUGGCCCGAGACAUCCUGAGCGACUCCAGCUACGUCGUCAGGGGCAACGCACGGCUACCUGUGAAGUGGAUGGCACCUGAGAGCUUAUUCGAAGGCAUCUACACAAUCAAGAGUGAUGUCUGGUCCUUCGGAAUCCUUCUCUGGGAGAUCUUCUCACUGGGUGUGAACCCUUACCCUGGCAUUCCUGUGGAUGCUAACUUCUACAAACUGAUUCAGAGUGGAUUUAAAAUGGACCAGCCCUUCUACGCCACGGAAGAGAUGUACUUCGUGAUGCAGUCCUGCUGGGCGUUUGACUCGAGAAAGCGGCCCUCCUUCCCUAACCUGACUUCGUUUUUAGGAUGUCAGCUGGCAGAAGCUGAGGAAGCGAUGUAUCAGAACAUGGGGGACAACAUUCCAGAGCAUUCUUCCGUCUACCAAAACAGGCGGUCUGUCAGUAGAGAGGCAGGCUCAGAGCCGCCAUCGCCACAGGCCCAGGCGAAGAUUCAUAGAGAAAGGAGUUAGUGAGGAGGCCUCCAUCCCCGCCCCCCUACACAGGCUGUAGAUCACAGAGCCGAGACUAGCCUCACCUCAGAGGAAGCGCCCUACCGGCUGCUGCUUCGCUGGACUUUCCUCUAGAUGCUCUCUGCCAUUACUCUUGUCUCCAAAGUGACUUCUAGAAAAUCAACUCACCCCCCGCACAGGCAGCAAAAGCCAAUAAUGAGAUUUAUUGGCAAGCCUGCCUACAUCGGGAGGCCUUCCCAGGCUGGCUUGAAGGGGAAACCAUGUACCUGAAAUAUAGUAUAUUCUUGUAAAUACAUAACACAAGACAAAACAAAAUAAAAAACAAUUUUUGCUAAG